UGACCACAUCCACGCACGACACCAUUCGAGAAAGUCCGACAUUGGAAGUCGUCCAUCAAACGCUUCUCCUCCAUCUCUCUCUCUCUCUCUCUCUCUCGCCGGGAACGGAAGAAUGGAUGCCGUAGAUUCGGUCGUCGAUCCUCUCAGGGAGUUCGCCAAGGACAGCGCCCGUCUCGUCAAGCGCUGCCACAAGCCCGACCGCAAAGAGUUCACCAAGGUCGCGUUCCGUACCGCCAUUGGGUUUGUGGUCAUGGGUUUUGUUGGGUUUUUCGUGAAGCUCAUCUUCAUCCCCAUCAACAACAUCAUCGUUGGGUCCAGUUAGGAGGCUGACCUCGUAAGAAAGAAAGUUGGGGGAUAUCUGCGGAAGUACGAGUUGGGAGCAAUCUUUGUUUCUUUUUGGAGAGUAGCAUGUUAGCAAAGGAUAGUGUAAUGGUUUAAAGUUCUAGGAACUGUGUCACCUACAUGUUGAAGAAAAACAAAGUGUUUCAGUUGA
This is a messenger RNA of Syzygium oleosum, 493 nucleotides long. RefSeq names its product protein transport protein Sec61 subunit gamma. Gene Ontology annotation, molecular function: transmembrane protein transporter activity. Lineage: Eukaryota; Viridiplantae; Streptophyta; Magnoliopsida; Myrtales; Myrtaceae. The transcript is spliced from 3 exons. Gene Ontology annotation, cellular component: membrane; Ssh1 translocon complex. Bases 113 to 322 code for a protein of 69 amino acids. The record is from RefSeq and is a predicted model, not a curated record. Gene Ontology annotation, biological process: protein targeting; post-translational protein targeting to membrane, translocation.